Molecule: messenger RNA, 1828 nt
Organism: Bemisia tabaci
Lineage: Eukaryota; Metazoa; Arthropoda; Insecta; Hemiptera; Aleyrodidae
Source: RefSeq, a predicted model, not a curated record
GCAGAAUCGAAGGAAUGGCUAAAAUACGUUUCUACGAACGAGGAUUUUUCUGCGAUGUCUGUCAUUUCACCGCACCGCAAUCUUGAACUGAUGCAAGCGGAGGAAAAUUCACGGAAUUGGCAUGGGUUUAUCGUCAAUUUCGACUGUGAGCAAAAUCAACGACUUCUUCAACACAUUCCCGCAAACCUUUUCAGAAGCUCAACAUACAAAUGGCUCAUUUGGAGUCUCGGUGAUGAUCUGGUCGAUGAAAUCGGCCGUUUUGGUCUGAACUUAACUUUUGAGAGUGACGUAAAGCUAAUUCUAGCCAAUAACGGAACUUCCUUGAUCCAUGAUGUUUUCAAGUUCGACCCUUCUUGGCCACUCAAUGCCACUAUUUUCGGUUGGUGGAACGAAGCGUCUGGCUUAGUGGUGCGAAACGAUCAGCCUAAAUCAGAAAACCGGAAGAAUAUGCACGGAUUGGUUAUUUCUGCUGGUUUGGCGUUACCUGAAUUGGGCACAGUAAGCGAGGAAGUAUACAGAAACCAUCAUUUUCUUCAGAGUAAAGACUACUAUGGAAGGCGGGACUAUGAUCUGUGGUCGCUGAUUGCGGAAAUGCAUAAUAUAACAUCCUCGAUAUACGUGACGGACAAUUAUGGCAACGUGAAGUCACCAACAGUGAUCCAAUACGACGGCUUUAUUGGGAAACUGCAGAGGAGAGAACUCGACGUAGGAUUCAGCGUCAUCCGCAACAUGGAGCGCAUGAGGGCCGUCGAUUAUUCCCGCGCGGACGUCACCCUCCCACCCGUCCAAUCUAUUAACCGGGCAGCUUUUGUCUUUUUCGAACCGGUGACUUUGAAUCGUUGGAGAGCCCUGUAUGACUCAUUUUCAACCACAACGUGGAUUGUUGUCAGUUCGAUUUCCAUUGUGUCGGCUUGUUUCUUCAGCUUUGGACUUAACUUCGAGCGAAAUUUUCGGCCGAGUGUCUACAAGUAUGUCCUCUUCAUUGUAGGUGCCAUUUCACAGCAAGGUCUGGAGAUGGAGCCGAACAAAAGCCCGGGGCGAAUCGUGGCGUUGACGUUCAUGAUGUUCAGCUUCCUCGUCUACAACUAUUACAACACGGCGCUCAUCAUCUCCCUUCUCUCCCCACCCCCGUUCCGCAUCAACAGCCUCCGGGACCUCAUCGACAGCGACUUGGAGCUCCUCUCCGAGGACAUUCCCUACAACAAAGCUUUUUUCAGAUCGUACAAUGUCUCCAUACUGAAUGAGGCGUACGACAAGAAAAUGAAGGACAAGGAUGCUUUUGUCUCCCUGGAAGACGGAUUGACCAAAGUGCGGAACGGUUCAUCAGCGUUCGAGGCCGACAUCAGGCACCUUUUUCUGGAGAUGGAGACAACAUUCACGGACAGCGAAAAGUGCAAAAUCCGGGUUCUCGAUUUGUUCCCGUUCAAAGUCUCACGAGCUUUCGUCGUGCAAAAAGACUCUUACUACAACGAGUUUAUCUCUUCAGGGUUUCUUCUGUUACUAGAGCGGGGGUUGACCGGUCACGUGGAAUCAGUUUGGGACGUUCAAAAACCAGUGUGUUUUGCGAGAGAGUACGCGGCAGCAGAACUUGACGAGCUUUUAUUCGCGUUUUUCAUCCUUGCUUUAGGUUAUGUCUUUUCAGGGCUGGCAUUUGUAAUUGAGGUCAUUGCCCACGGAAAAGCUCCGAGCAAAAGGAGUCAUGACAAACGCCAACAAGAACCAUGGAAAAAGCUGAGUCAGCCCUUCCAUUGGAGUUCUUUCAAUUAUUAAGGAGCCAUGUACUACCGUACCUUAAUCAUAUUUGAUCAAUAAAUGAUUCUCAAAAAAA